AAUUGUUGCAUAUUCGAUUUUAUUUAUUCAAUCAAAAGUGUUUAUAAGUGUACUGAGUUCGUCGCCGUCUCCCUAGCCGGCGCCGUCGUCACAAUUUCACUGCCGUCUCCGCCGUAAGUUUGAUAACGCAGCACAAAAUGUGUUCGAAUUCUAUGACCAAAGCUCCCGCCAUGAUGGCGAUAAAGAAGAAAAUUGAGAAAGACAUUUACGGAGUUGGAAGUAUUGGCCUUUUCACUGAGCUGGACACAGAGAAUUUAGCAAUAAGACAGAAACCUGGAUUGGAAGAAUACUCUGGUGUAGAUAAACCGAGAAUUACGACCCUGUAAGGACAAACAAUGUGCUACACCAAUCAAAGCUAUGCAUCCAAGUACCUUCCAGACAGAACUCAACUCGACCACUCAGAGUUCCACGUUAUUACACCAGCUGACACAUCAUUCACAGCAAAGGAACCUCAUGGCUGGACGUGCAGUUCAUGCACGGAUCAUCAGAACUGAAACAUCGACAUGCACCCACCAUGCUAAUGGCCUUGUCAACCUUUACGCCAAAUGCGGACACUUACCCAAAGCCCACUCCAUCUUCAAUGCCAUAAUCACCAAGGAUGUCGUGUCCUGGAACAGUCUCAUCACGGGAUAUUCUCAGAACGGCAGUCUCUCCAGCUCCCGCACUGUUAUGCAGCUGUUUAAGGAGAUGAGAUCACAGAAUAUGCUACCAAACGCUUAUACCCUUGCCGGAAUUUUUAAGGCUGAGUCGAGUCUUGGAAGUGGUACAGUUGGGAAGCAGGCUCACGCACUUAUCGUCAAAAUGUCAAGUUUUGGGGAUAUAUACGUUGACACUUCGAUGGUAGGCAUGUACUGUAAAGCGGGUUUGGUUGAGGAUGGACUUAAAGUGUUCGCCUUGAUGCCUGAAAGAAAUACCUAUACAUGGUCUACCAUGGUUUCUGGUUUUGCUACAAGAGGACGCGUUGAAGAGGCAAUAAAAGUCUUCAAUUUGUUUCUUAGAGAAAAAGAGGUUGAAAGUGAUAGUGACUAUGUCUUCACCGCAGUCCUUAGCUCGCUGGCUGCAACCGAAUACGUAGGCCUAGGCAGGCAAAUCCAUUGCAUCACGGUUAAAAAUGGGUUGCUCGGGUUUGUAGCUUUGAGUAACGCGCUCGUUACAAUGUAUUCAAAGUGUGAGAGCUUGACUGAGGCAUGCAAGAUGUUUGACAUGUCUGGUGACAGAAAUUCGAUUACAUGGUCAGCAAUGGUCACUGGCUAUUCUCAGAAUGGGGAAUCACUCGAAGCAGUAAAGCUGUUCUCGAGAAUGUUCUCCGCUGGAGUCAAGCCCAGUGAAUACACGAUUGUUGGGGUUCUUAAUGCAUGCAGUGACAUUUGCUAUGUAGAAGCAGGGAAACAACUUCAUUCUUUUUUGUUAAAGUUGGGAUUUGAAAAUCAUUUAUUCGCGACUACAGCUUUGGUUGACAUGUAUGCGAAAGCCGGUUGUCUAGCAGAAGCCAGGAAAGGGUUUGAUUGUCUAAAAGAACGUGAUGUCGCUCUUUGGACAUCACUUAUUAGCGGGUAUGUUCAAAACUCAGAUAACGAAGAGGCUCUGAUUCUGUACUGCGAGAUGAAAACAGAAGGUAUUAUCCCAAAUGAACCAACCAUGGCAAGCGUUCUGAAAGCGUGCUCCUCUCUAGCUACCUUUGAGCUUGGAAAGCAAGUACAUGGCCACACAGUCAAACACGGGUUCAGUCUAGAAGUUCCAAUUGGAAGUGCACUUUCUACAAUGUACUCAAAGUGCGGAAAUUUAGAAGAUGGGAACCUCGUCUUUCAAAGAACUCCCAAUAAAGACGUUGUGUCUUGGAACGCGAUGAUUUCAGGCUUGUCCCAUAAUGGACGAGGAGAUGAAGCCUUAGAACUUUUCGAGGGGAUGUUAGCGAUAGGAACGGAACCGGAUGAUGUCACAUUCGUGAAUAUUAUCUCAGCUUGUAGCCAUAAAGGGUUCGUAGAGAGAGGCUGGUCUUAUUACAACAUGAUGUCCGAUCAGUUCGGGAUUGUUCCAAAAGUUGACCACUAUGCGUGUAUGGUUGAUCUGCUGAGCCGUGCAGGACAGCUCAAAGAGGCAAAAGAGUUCAUCGAAUCAGCUAGUAUUGAUCACGGUUUAUGCCUUUGGCGGAUACUACUAAGCGCGUGUAAGAACCAUGGGAACUGUGAACUAGGAGCUUACGCAGGAGAGAAGCUCAUGGCCCUUGGAUCGAGAGAAUCAUCAACGUAUGUACAAUUGGCGAGCAUUUACACGGCUUUAGGGCGGAUGAGAGAAGUGGAACGGGUUUGGGGAUACAUGAGAGCAAACGGGGUGAGCAAAGAAGUAGGUUGCAGUUGGAUCGAGAUGAAGAAUCAGGUCCAUGCUUUUGUAGUGGGAGAUACAAUGCAUCCGUGGAUUGAAGAGACAAAGGAUUUGGUUAGCUUGGUGAGGAGACAGAUGAUAGAAGAAGGAUUCACAACUGUGUUGGAUUCUUCUUAUGUAGAAGUAGAAGAAGGUACACACAAUUAGUUCUUUCAUGAUUCUACGUCUCUUAUACCGAUUUUAAAUACAAAAUUUGUUGUAUUCUUUUAUAUUUGUAGGUUUUUAAUUUAGGUGUAACUAUUUGUGUGAAAAAAUGUAUCACAAAAUAGUUAUAAUUUUGGUCAGCCUAUCAGAUGUAAUUGAAUUUGAUUUGGUAUCCAUAUG
Messenger RNA from Eutrema salsugineum, 2706 nucleotides. RefSeq names its product pentatricopeptide repeat-containing protein At2g33680. Lineage: Eukaryota; Viridiplantae; Streptophyta; Magnoliopsida; Brassicales; Brassicaceae. The coding region runs from base 358 to 2529 and encodes 723 amino acids. Gene Ontology annotation, biological process: RNA modification. The transcript has 5 exons. The record is from RefSeq and is a predicted model, not a curated record. Gene Ontology annotation, molecular function: protein binding; RNA binding.